CCCGGUCUCCCCCUCCCCUCAAACAGCGCAGGAUUCCGAGCGCGAGCGCACAGCGGAGAUGGCAGCCGAGGAGACGCGGGCUCCUGCCUCCGAGCUGGCUCCGGAGCACGGCGGUCACAUUCCAAAGAGGCACGCGCGGGUCACCGUCAAAUACAACCGGAGGGAGCUGCAGAGGAGGCUGGACGUGGAGAAGUGGAUCGAUGAGAGUCUGGACCGGCUGUACCGGGGCCAGGAGGAGGAAAUGCCAGAGGAGGUGAACAUCGACGAGCUGCUUGACCUGCCGAGCGACCGGGAGCGAGCCCAGAGACUACAGGAUCUUCUCCAGAAGUGCAGGAACAGCACAGAGGUUUUCAUCAAGGAGCUCCUGGUAAAGCUGCAUGGAGUUCACAAGCAGAACGAGCUGCAGAGUGAGGGCAUCGAACACCCGGUCAUCUGCCACAGCCACCCUCGCCAUGAGCCCUACCACUUCAACAACCCACCACAGCAGCACUUCCAGCAAACCCGAGGCAAAAACCAGAGCCUCUGAUGGCGCCAGUACCCAUAAUGCACUCACAAACUGUCUGACAUGAAACAAACAGAAGCAGGACAACACGAAGCGCCACUGCACCGCCCCACAGAGCCACGGCACCGCCCCACGGAGCCACGGCACCGCCCCACAGAGCCACGGCACCGCCCAACGGAGCCACGGCACCGCCCCACGGAGCCACGGCACCGCCCCACGGAGCCACGGCACCGCCCCACAGAGCCACGGCACCGCCCAACGGAGCCACGGCACCGCCCCACGGAGCCACGGCACCGCCCCACGGAGCCACGGCACCGCCCCACGGAGCCACGGCACCGCCCCACAGAGCCACGGCACC
Messenger RNA from Oryzias latipes (Japanese medaka), 860 nucleotides. RefSeq names its product protein phosphatase 1, regulatory (inhibitor) subunit 14Aa (gene ppp1r14aa). Gene Ontology annotation, cellular component: cytoplasm. Gene Ontology annotation, biological process: regulation of phosphorylation. The record is from RefSeq and is a predicted model, not a curated record. Gene Ontology annotation, molecular function: protein serine/threonine phosphatase inhibitor activity. NCBI's taxonomy places the organism in Eukaryota, Metazoa, Chordata, Actinopteri, Beloniformes, Adrianichthyidae.